UUAGGUCCCAGGCUGCCACUCUCUGGGUCCUACAUUCUAUAUCAAUUCCUGAACCCCAGCGUUUGCUGUGCCACUCCGAUUGCGGUUAUGUGUUUAGCUUCAGACAGAUAACAUGGUGAAGGGGGCAGGCAUAAACCUAUGGCGCUACUGGUGAAGAAAAAGAAAUCAUUCAUUCAUCUGCAAGAAACUCAUAUGAAAAUGUGCCUGACAAAUCAGCAUAUCAUAAAUAUGGCUGCUGCACAGAUCUCCUGGCCCAUCCCCAUGAGGGCUAUUGGAGCUCAGAAUCUUCUCACCAUGCCUGGAGGAGUGACCAUUGCUGGGUAUCUACACAAGAAAGGGGGCAGUCAGUUUAGCUUAAUGAAAUGGCCUCUCCGCUACAUUAUAAUCCAUAGAGGUUGCGUCUACUAUUUCAAGACCAGUAGCUCUGCCACACCGCAAGGGGCGUUCUCCCUCAAAGGCUACAACAGGGUCAUGCGGGCAGCUGAGGAGACAACAUCCAGCAAUGUCUUCCCAUUUAAGAUUGUGCACUUCAGUAAGAGACACCGCACAUGGUACUUCUCAUCAGCCAGCGAGGAUGAGAGAAGGAAAUGGAUGCGUCUUUUGAGGAAAGAGAUAGACCACUAUAACAAUGAGAAAGAUCUCCUUGUCCUAAGUGAAUCUGACUCUGAUUCUGAGAGUUUCUAUGGCCAAAUAGAGAGUCCUCUGGACAUCACAGAUGCCCCUGAUCAUCCUGAGGCAGAGUAUAGAUUACAAGAUGAAGACAGUGAUGAGGAGGACUAUCUUCUACCUGAUGGACCAGGUCAUUCCAAAGUACCACCUCCAAACUACCCUCCACCUCCUGUCCCCAGCCAUGACAGAGACCACUCUGUCCCCAACCAUCCUAAAGGGCCACCACCUCCAGUGCCACCUCUGCCCAACAAAACUCCCCCAUGUCCAAUUCGCAAGAAACCCUCUCCCCUUUUUCCAGGUCCACCAAUUCACUUAGAAAUUGUAGCCAAAGGCCCUCCACCACCACUGCCAAUCUCUGUGCACACCACACAAAAAUCCCUCUUCAACAGGAUUAACGGGGGAUUGGCGAGUCCCACGCCACCGGCUCCCUCCGCCGCUUGCUUGAAAAAGCUCACUGUGCCGCCCAUAGCUACCCUCCCUGCAUACAACCGAAAGCUCAGCCCCCCAGUGAUUAUCAAGAGCCCCUCCACUUUGCCCAUCUGUCAAGACCUGGAGAACAAAGUAGUGCUGAAUAACAGGGACAAGUUUGGUUUGUUCAACUCACACAACCACAUUCCAGGCACUAAAUCAGCAGAGGAGAGGAAGUCCAACUUACCCACUUCUGGAGGGCAGAAGGCGCUUUUAGUACCCAAGCCCCCGCUGCCUGGUGCAAAGCUCAAAGUCAGUCAGCCAUCUCUCCAAAGAUCUUCACCUGAUGGCCAGAGUUUUCGAUCCUCUGUGGAGGAGAACCCUUUAAAAUUGAAAGUUAAAUCAAAGACCAAUGACGAAAACUCAGACGACAGCGACUAUGAAAAUGUAGAGCUGCCUGACUGUGUCUUCGUGGACACAACAGAGACCUGCGCUGUUGAAAAAUUAUUUAAAGAGACAGCAAGAUCACCCCAGGAUGGCCUCUACUGUAUCAGAAACUCAGGAACAAAGACAUCAAAGGUGCUUGUUGUAUGGGACAUAAGUCUGAAUAAAGCCAGAAACUAUCGAGUCUUUGAGGAGAACUCAAACUUCUACCUGGAUGCUGAGAUUCCUCCCUUCUCAUCUUUGGCAGCUCUUGUGGAGUACUAUUGCCGCCACCCCCUGCCCAACCACGGCUCCCUGUGCCUGCAACAUCCUUAUGGAUACACCUCACCUAGGUGACAUCAUCCCCCACAUCUGCGCAGAGGCAGCCCAUGGUAUCAUGGCCUCAAAUCCACAGGUCUGUGUCUCCUGGACUGCAGAUCAAAUACAACUGCUCCCCCUGCUGGCUGUAAGAUCUCACUACAGCAGAUCAGGCAUAGCUGCCAUAUGAACUAGACUUGCCAGUGAGCGAUAUGGAAAGACAGACAUGGAGGAACAUGAGUUACUGUCAAACAAAAGGACAAUGACCCAUUUAAAAACAGAUGAGUUAGGGAUAUCAACGUGAAGCAAUUCAAAAUGGACUUGAUGGAGAAUCAAGCAAGUUGGAUUUACUAGAUUCAGCAGCUUGAGCCAGGUUGCUGGUGUUUAUGUAGCUAUUUUUACUUUAGCACAUAAGCAUGCACACAGCCCAUAUGUGAGCCUGCUGUCUGCUGAAACACAUGGUUUCAGAAAUUACCAGAAUUGACAUCAACAUACUGUAUACAUACAAGCCUUCUUAACAUCAAUAUGUGAUCAUUAGCAUACGGUAUGGUCCAAAAGACUCAGACCACUACCAAGAACUUGUUUAUUACAUAAUUUACAUAAUAAGUUCUUUAACUGCUUAUUUUUACAAACUUUUUAUUUAUUAUUCAGAAAUAUCUCAUUUAUAAAAGGAUUGUCUGAAAAAUCUUCUUUUAUUAAAAAUAUUCCAGGUGUCUGUAACAAUGUGAAAGAAUCUUAGUGACAUAAUUUGAGCCCAUGUGCUGAAAAAGUAGACUGCACUUCUUAGUAGUGCACAGAGCCUUAUGGACCUUCUGUAUGUAUGCUCUGAAGUGCAAUACACAGGAGACACAGGGAAGGUUAGAUGUCUUUCAGGGUAAACAUAUGAGCAUCUCCCAUAUGAUGCUUUCUGGAAGUCCUUCAGGAUCUAAAAUAGGGACUUUUGACCUAUUUGAUUUACACUUAAAUUGCUAAUUUUGUAUAGAUUGAAAAUUCCUAAUAUAUGUUAUUACUGUAUGUAAAAUAUUCAAUUUAAAAUUCAGCCUGCAAAAAUAUUUCCAUUGUUAAUUAUCUGUUGUCAAAUAUAGCCAUGCUUAAUUAACUCAGUAUGCAAAAAGAUUUCUCCAACCAAUUUUCAGUGUUACACUGUACAACACAUGUCUAUUUUCUGUGCAAAUACUGUAAACAGUUACUUUAAUACAAUUUUACAUUUUA
Molecule: messenger RNA, 3030 nt
Organism: Electrophorus electricus (electric eel)
Lineage: Eukaryota; Metazoa; Chordata; Actinopteri; Gymnotiformes; Gymnotidae
Gene: sh3bp2
Product: SH3-domain binding protein 2
Biological process (GO): signal transduction
Molecular function (GO): SH3 domain binding
Source: RefSeq, a predicted model, not a curated record